Molecule: messenger RNA, 1464 nt
Organism: Anguilla rostrata (American eel)
Lineage: Eukaryota; Metazoa; Chordata; Actinopteri; Anguilliformes; Anguillidae
Gene: nat16l
Product: N-acetyltransferase 16, like
Exons: 3
Coding region: 1-963 (320 amino acids)
Molecular function (GO): acyltransferase activity, transferring groups other than amino-acyl groups
Source: RefSeq, a predicted model, not a curated record
AUGAUGGAGCUGAGAAGCAUCGGUGAGAGUGAUGGAUUCACCUUUUGGCUGGCACAACCCGAGGAUUAUGAUGCUGUGAUGGACAUCUCAGAUAACAUAUAUGGUGGCAACGACUACUUGCCCCACCGCUACCACUCCUGGAUGACUGAGCCAAAUAGAGUGGUGAUACUUGCAAAGAGGGAGGGAAAACUGGUGGCGUUGGAAUCAGGCCUGGUGGUGGAUGAGGGGCACACAGUUGUUGUGGAAGGGUUACGGGUGUGUCCAAAUGAAAGGGGAAAAGGCGUGGCAAGGAUAAUUCAGAGAUGGGUUCAACAGUACAUACGCCAACUGUACCCCAGCGUGAGAGUCUUGCGUCUGACCAGAAACAAUGACUCUGGACCGGAGAAGUUGGCCAAAUUUACAGUGCUGGGCAAGCGGGCAAUUCUUUCAAUUUGUGGUAAGGCAGAGAAUCUUGAUAGCUUCCUGUCCAUCUUGAAAGCCAAGCUUGAUCCUGAGCCCAUGCUGACGGUCUUGGAUGAGGUGCAACUGAGAGGCCUGCUGCUGGAUUCUGAACUCGGCUCCCGUCUCCAGCUUCCGGGGGAUGCAAUGAUCGUAGACUGGCAGCCAUUACAGCCAAUUGAAAGCAAUCUGGAGGUCUUUCAGAGACGAAACCUGACAUGGUUGGCUGACAGGUCGGUGUCACCUACUUUCCUCAGUGUUCAUACGCCACCGUACCCAGUUCCGUACAAUGGAGGCUCCCUCCGCUUCAAUAUCGACCUGUUUGGAACCAGCCAAUCACUGGCACACCUAGCUUUGGUGUCCCACCUGGAGAGGGUGAGGGGUAAGAUCCAGGGGGUGGUAUGGAUAUUUGUGUACAUGCAGAGGUCAUUGUGGAAGGGAAUGAGGGAGUACUGUGAGAGUUUGACUGAUGUGGUAAGUUUCAGGGACUACUGGGAGCAAGUGAUUCUGGAGAGGCCCUUCUGAGAAAGAGUAACAGAACUCCUGGUGCUUUCCUCACAUCUGACCUUAGCAACAGGGAGAUGAGAGAAGAGAGGGAGCACUUGAGAAGCAGUCAUUCGUGUUAAUGUUAUUAUAUAGUGAUACUGUUCUGAAGCAUGAUACAUAUCAUUGAGAACAUAUCUGAUUAAGAAAUAAUCACCUGGAUUGAAUUAAAUUAAAUCUUUUCUGCAAUACCAUUUCAAGGGAGUUGCACUGAUGAAGCUCAUGAUUAUGGAAACAACAGAAACUAUGAGCUAAAGUAAACAGACUUGAUUUCAUCUUAAUGUUCAAGUUAGUAAUCAUUUCACAAUCAAAGGAGUGGAUGUUGUCAAAUUAAAAUAUGAAAUAGAAUAAAUUUGGAGUAUAUGUAUCAUGGCAUGUCUGCUUUAUGUAGGCUACUUGUUAAUGCAAUAAUCAGAAAGAACACAAUUGCUGUUUGUGUUGUAUGUAUGGAGAAUAUGAAUUAAAGUUCAACUUAACUAUUAA